GAGCAGCUGCAGGCAGAGCGUCUGCAUUCUCUCUUGCUGUCUAUCUGUCCGUCCGCCCGCCUGCUCCUGCCUCCUCAGCUCAGCCUCUGCUGGUUCCCAGUGUGGCUGGAAGCUGGCUUUCCGGCGUCAGAGGGUUUCAGUGCCUUCCCCUCGGUGGGGGUGGGGGGGUGUGUGUUCAGGUCAGCAUCCUGAGGGGGUGCGUGUAUCUGGCAUGCCCAGGACCGGAACGAUCAACAUUCAUCUGUGAUACACCAGACGAGCGAGCUGACUCCGCCUGGCAGCCAGGGAGGGUUUUUACACCAGACUCUGCUGAAGUUUAGGGUCUAGCCGAGGGAAGCAGGGAGCAAGCUCUGCUGUUCCCUCUCCACCGAUGGAUCUACAGGGGAUGGGCAUCAGCUGCGCCAGGGACUGAGAUCCAUUCAGCUCACUUGCCUCUCCCAAAAGAAUCUUUAGUUCACGCCUUCCGCCCCGUCAGUGACUUUCCAGGGAGAAUCUCUCCCUUCCCCUUUGCUGGAUGGUGGAAGAAGGCGUGGGCAGUGGGGAUAGGGCACCCCACAGGGGACUGCGGGGACCCCGUCGUCCUCUGGCUGCACCGAGGAACAUGUCGGUGGUGGGCAAGGCCCUGUGGAGUGUGGAGCGGGCGGGGAAGGGCUGGCGGUUUGAGCAGCCCAUCGGUGUGGACUGCAGCUCACCCGAGCCCCGCUGCAUCUGGUUGACCAGCCUGCGGAAUGACAAUGCCGACCUGGCGCAUAGGUACCGUGCCGGGGCCGCCCUCCCCAGGCAGAAACGCCGCUCGCACCCUCAGCUGGAGACACGCCACAUGCCGACGCUGGGCCGGAGAGAUGGGACCUCUCCAAAUGACAACGCCCCCCUGGAGGAGUCCUUCCCCUGGGUGGGGCCGAAGACGGUGCUGCUGCGGAAGAGCUCGCAGGGGGGGUUCGGCUUCACCCUCCGACAUUUCAUCGUCUACCCCCCAGAGUCAGCGGUCCAUUCCGAUGUCAAGGAGGAAGAGAAUGGAAACCGAGGAGGUCCCCAGCGGAACCGCCUGGAGCCCAUGGACACCAUCUUUGUGAAGAACGUGAGGGAAGACGGGCCUGCGCACCAGGCCGGCCUCCGCACAGGAGACCGGCUUGUCAAGGUGAACGGCGAGAGCAUCAUCGGGAAAACCUACUCCCAGGUCAUAGCGCUGAUCCAGAACAGUGACGAUGCCUUGGAGCUCUCCAUCAUGCCCAAAGACGAGGACGUCCUCCAGCUGGCCUAUUCUCAGGAUGCCUACUUGAAGGGCAAUGAACCCUACUCCGGGGGAGCCCAGAGCAUCCCGGAGCCACCUCCCAUCUGUUACCCUCGGAAGACCUACCUGUUCCAGUCCAGGGCUCCCAGCCGGGAGGCGAUGGUAGCUGAGCCUUUGCAGGGACAGCAGGCGGACGGCAGACCCUACCGGCCUGCUUCUUCAGGCCCAUCUUCCCCCUUGAACAGCGCGGCGCUCGGCAGCCCCAUGCCCACCACCUGGAACGAGGCCAGAAGCGACACUGCUCGGGAGUUCGGCAGCACCCAUUCCAGCCCGGCCCACCGCACGGAGGAGAUCCAGUAUGGAAUGACCCAGCCGAGGCCCGGGAUGCCCGUCGCAAGGCCGGUCCCAGCCCCCAGCUCCUUCUCGCGCGCUUCCAACACCAGCUUCCCAGGUCCCCUUGCUUCUUCCUUGCCAGAGAGGUACGGCGUCCCGACUGCUUCCUCCAUGGCCAGCCAGGCCUGCUACGGGGUGCCCAGGCAUCUCCCAGACCAUCGGACUCACUGUGGCUUCAAGGACAGCCGGGAUGCCAGCACGGGGCCUGACGGCCCGGGCCGUCCCUCCUGGGAGUAUCUGGGUGGCCCCAAGGCCAUCAGACGGCUGGAGUGCCAGCAGGCGCUCUCCAACUGGCUGUCCAGCCAAGUACCGCGCCGGAGCGCCUCGGAAGAGCGGAGGUACGCGAUGCCGCCCCGGUAUCGCAGCGUCUCUCAGGACCGCCUGGGAGACACCCCGGCCUCCAGAGGCUGGCCCCACAGUGCCUCGCAAGACACCUUGCUUCAGCCCAGCCACGACGGCUGGGGCUACCGGGCCCGGUCCGACAAUUCCCUGGGGAGGUACGGGCGCUCCAUGGAGACUCUGGAGCAGAGCGCCCUGGUCUCGCCCCGCUUGGACAAGUGCACAUGGCUGCCAGAGAAGUUCUAUAGGCCGGGCCCCGGGCAAGUUGCCCAAGCUCAGCCUAGCCAGCCAAGUUCGUACGCCCCCUCUUGCUCCUCUCGAGACCCUCCCCCCGCCCAUGUGCAGAAACACCCUUCCCAGCCCAACCUGCGGAGCGCCGACGACUCGGGGUACAUCGGGUAUAGGAGCUACAGCCCCUCCUUCCAGCGCAGGACUGGCCUACUCCACGCGCUCUCCUUCAGGGACCCUAUCUUUGGUGGCCUUCCAGUGUUCAAUAUAUCUCAAAGGCAAGGAACCCAACCAGCACCUUACCCGGACAGGUCCCCGUCACUGCCAACUGCCGCCCCCGCUGGCCCGGACCACCUGCCGGGCAGCGGGCCCGAGAUCCCCAAGGACCAAAGAACCCCCAGCCAAGACAGCAGCGCCAGGUCUCUCCAGCCGGCUCUGCCUCAGCCCGAGGCGGAGGAGAGGAAAGAGGAGGUGGUCCUCCGGCAGAAGCCCCCCACGGGCCGCAAGGUGCCGGCCCCCGCCAGGCAGAUGAACUUCAUCUUCCCCGACCACAUGAAGGAGACGGACAUUUGCGACCCGCCGCCGAGCUGCAAAGGGGACAAGCCGGCGGCGGAGCGGCCCGCUCGGCGGGUGGCACCGUUGGCGGUGCCAGAGGAUUCCCUGGCAUCCAUUCCAUUUAUAGACGAGCCGACGAGCCCCAGUAUCGACCUGAAGGCAAAGCACAUCCCCGCCUCCUCCGUCGUCUCCAGUGCCGUGAACUCAGCCCCCUCGAUCACCGGCAGCCCCUCCUCACCCGCCUUCACCUUCGCCAUCAGCCGCCAUUACUCCCAGGACUGCAGCAGCAUCAAAGCCAGUCGCCGAUCCUCCUACCUCCUGGCCAUAACAACAGAGCGCUCCAAGUCAUGUGACGAUGGUCUGAACACAUUUCGUGACGAGGGGAAGAUCCUAAGGAGGAUGCCAAGCCGGGUGCCGAGUCUCCGCAUGCUGAGGAGUUUCUUCACAGACGGGUCUCUGGACAGCCUCGGAAUGUCUGAAGACACGCGAUCAAAGAGGCACUCGACCUCCGACCUCUCGGACGUGACUUUCAGCGACGUGAGGAAAGAGGGCUGGCUCCACUACAAACAGAUCCUCACCAAAAAGGGGAAGAAAGUUGGCGGGGGCCUCCGGCAGUGGAAGCGUGUCUUCGCCGUUCUCCGCGCACACUCACUUUACCUGUGCAAGGACAGGCGGGAGGCCGUGACCUACACGCCGCCCCAAGGUGAGGAGGAGCAGCCGAUCAGCAUCCGAGCGUGCCUGGUGGACAUUUCCUACAGCGAGACCAAGAGGAAGCACGUCUUCCGGCUGACGACCGCUGACUUCUGUGAAUAUCUCUUUCAGGCAGAGGAUCGGGACGACAUGCUGGCCUGGAUCAAAGUCGUCAGGGAGAACAGCAAGGCCGAGGGCGAGGACCCCGGGUUUGCAAGCCAAGCGCUUAUCAACAAGAAGCUAAAUGACUACCGGAAAGUGAGCCCCUCUGGAAUGAAACCAGACUCUUCCCCCAAGGGCUCGCGCGGGCUGGGGAUCAAGGCCGAGUUCCUGAAGCAGACGGGGACGAGCGCCCCCCGCUCCCCGAGGCAGGACACGGCCGUGACUAAAGAUGACGGUGCCCCCCAGAAAGCCCCUUGGGGCAUCAACAUCAUGAAAAAGAACAAGAAACCUGCUCCACGGGCCUUCGGCGUGAGGCUGGAGGACUGUCAGCCCGCCCCAGCCAACAAGAACGUCCCGCUGAUCGUGGAGGCCUGCUGCAAGGUGGUGGAGGACAAGGGCCUGGAGUACAUGGGCAUCUACCGCGUCCCCGGGAACAACGCCGUGGUGUCCAGCCUGCAGGAGCAGCUCAACAAGGGAAGCACCGAGAUCAACCUGCAGGACGAGAGGUGGCAGGACCUGAAUGUCAUCAGCAGUCUGUUGAAAUCCUUCUUCCGGAAGCUCCCGGAGCCCCUGUUCACAGACGAUAAGUACAACGACUUCAUCGAAGCCAACCGGAUCGAAGAUGCCAGCGAGAGGUUGAAGACGUUGCGGAAACUGAUCCGGGACCUGCCGGGACAGUACUACGAGACACUCAAGUUCCUGGUGGGACACCUGAAGACCAUCGCGGACCACUCCGAGAAGAACAAGAUGGAGCCCCGGAACCUGGCCCUGGUCUUCGGCCCCACGCUGGUCCGGACAUCCGAGGACAACAUGACGGACAUGGUGACGCACAUGCCAGACCGCUACAAAAUCGUGGAGACCCUCAUCCAGCAUUCGGACUGGUUCUUCAGCGACAAGGAGGACAAGGGGGAGAAGACCCCUGUGGACGAGAAGGAGGCGCAGUCGGUGCCGAACAUCGAGUACCUGCUCCCCAACAUCGGGAGGACGGUGGUGCCAGGGGACGCCUCAGAUUCAACCAAUAGCAGCUCUGCCAAAUCGAAGCAGGGCUCGGGGGCGCCCCGGAAGGAGCAGUACAACAAGGAGCUGCUCGCCAUCUCCUUCAUCGCCGCCGUCAACCGCAAGAGGAAGAAGCGGCGGGAGGCCAAGCGUUUGGGGAGCAGCACGGACGACGACUCGGAGCACGAGGCCACCAAGGGCGCCGGCAAAGGCAGAGCGGAGGAGGCCAAGGACGGGGGCGCGGAGGAGGAAGAGGCCAAGGGGCCGGGGCGCGGCACAGCCCCUGGAGAGCCAGGCCCAACGCGCGACGCUCCGAGUCGCCGAGCGGGCGUGGAGGAGCCGGCAGGGCCGAGGGAGCCAGCACCGGACGCCCGGUCCAUCGUCUCGGGCUACUCCACCCUGUCCACCAUCGACCGCAGCCUGUGCUCCGAGGUGCAGUCGGUGGCUGAGAGCCGAGGCGAGGAGGCGGACGACGAGCGCAGUGAGUUCAGCCAUGUGGAGACGGACACGGAGAGCAGCUUCCUGCCAAGGAGAGCGGGGCUGGGCGCCGGGCAGGGGCCCGAGGCGGAGAGCGGCGAGAAGGAGAAGCUCGCCCGGGCCUCCUUCAACUCCCACCGGCUCAUCCAGUGCGACACGCUGGCCCGCCGGAAGCUGGCGCGGCCCCGGCUGGACAGCGAGUCGUCGGCCAAGGGCAGCCAGGAGUCCCUGCGGCCCCUGGGGGCUGGCGGGGAGCCGUGGGGUGGCGGGGCCCCGGCCAGGCCCUCGCUGACGGAGCAGAUCCGCCUGCGCUUGCGGGGCUCGGCCGACGACAUGCUGGCCGUGCGCCUGCGCAAGCCCCACUCGCCGGAGACGCGGCGCAAGAAGAGCUCCUGGCGGCGCCACACGGUGGUGGUGCCCGGCGGCCUGAAGGAUCUCAACUUCAACGAGUGGAAGGAGCAGCAGGCGCCAGGCCCGGGGCCCCCCGCGGGUCCCGAGCUCUGCCCCCCGGACGCCGGCGCCUCCUGCAGGGACCUGCACAGGGACAACAAGGACUCGGGCCUCAGCAGCCUGGAGUCGACCAAGGCCAGGCCCUCCUCGUCCUCAGCACUGAGCCACCAGGGCGGCGCCGGCGAGCAGCAGCACAGUAAGGGCCCGGAGGGGAACCCUGGCGACCGGGGCCCGGCUCCCACCCGCGCAGCUUCCUUCCGCUUCCACCAGUGUCUCUAACCCCCUCCAGACUCCGAGGCCCGGCUGUCUCUGCUUUCCCUCCCCGCCAUCCCUUUCUCCCCCUGUGCGGCCUCUUGUGGCGAAGGCUGAGGACCCGUCUCCGGGCGGUUCCCCAUCCACCCAGUGCCAGGCGCUGCACAGAGGUAGGAGCUCCCUCGAGGGGCGAGCAGCCACUUGCCCUGAUUUUGCCGGCCUUGCCCCUGGAGCGUCCCUUGGCCUUUCUCACGGGGCUCCCGAGGCUGCCGGAGACGCCCCCUCGCUGCCCUGGCUGCGCUGCCUGGCCGGCGCUUGGGCGUGGCGUUAAUUGAACGACCCUCCCUUGGUUUGUGGAUUUAAUCGUGGGUCUCUUUAAUUUGGCUCCCUUUUUAAGACUCACCCACCCCUGGGGGUGGAACGUCCGCAACUCGGAGCGUCCCGGCCUCGCCACAGAGCCGGGAUCCCAGCCCUUGGGGUCCAGCCCGCAGCUGGGACGGGUGGGCGGUCACCGCACACCCAUAGGAAGCACUUGGUCUGAGACAGGCAACCCCUCCCCGGCCUCACGGCCCCCCCAGCACAUCUCCCUGCAUGGCUGUGGGGUCCCUGAGGCUGCCAGAUCCUCUCUGCUGCCCCCCCAGACCUCACCGGCCGGAGUGUGCGUGGCUCUCGCUGCACCACCCCUUGAUGGGGGAUCCCGCGGUUGCUGCCAAGGGCUGCUCCCCCCCUGACACGGGGGGUGGGGGAGGGGGAAGGGUGCUCCGAUUUCCAUGAGACCAUUGCCAGUCCCCCGCUGCCAGCCUCCAAACCGCCUCGCAGCCGGAGCUGGUGCCUCUGAAAUGCUGCCACAGCUCUGGCAUCACAUUACUGGGCCCCCCCAGCCCCCCUCGGCUCAGAGAACGUGCCCCUGUGCCGCUGGGUGCAAGGAAACGUGGGGUGGCUUCGAACGCAGGGUCCCUGGCACCCCAGUCCCAGCCCGUCCUGCCUGCCCCAGAGAGGGGCCCCCCUUUCCCAAGCCGGUUCCUCCCCCCCCCAGUCCAGGGGGAGCGAGGCGGCUGUAGAAUGGAGACAGGAGGCCCUGCAGGUGCAGCGCCCCCAAUGGGCUUUGCCCAAGCGCUUUCCCGUUGACACGUGUGUGCCGUGGCUGUGCCCCAUGGAGCCCGUUGCUGGGUGCCCCUGUGCCCAGCGUGAGUCAGCGUUGGGUAGUUGGGAGCUGGAGGUGUGUUGGCUUCAUUGGCGCAUGUGCUUGGUGACCACAUGCCCGCUGGCACCGCGUGAAUGCUGGGAAAUGGCCCUCGUGCCAAGGGGCCCUUUGUUCCCCAGCCCCUCCCCUGUGCCAGGCCAGGCCAGGUCCUGCUCUCUGCCAGGGAGGAGGUGCCGGGGGCAGGUGGUGCUGUUGUUUGCCAGCCUGCAAAGCCACAGGGGAAGGAGCAGGGGCUGGAACAGUGGCUGGCGAAGCGCAGGAAGGGGACCCAGGCCACGGCUGGUUCAGCACUUCCAGUGGCCCAUUCCCCUCCAGGCGUGGGAGUUUUCCUUGCACGCCCACCGCCCCGGCGUGCCCGUCACCAUUCCCCAAGCUCCCCCCACCCCGCCAGUGUAGCUGCUGGUGAUUCUACCCACGCUGUGUGCGGCAGGGAAAUCCAGCCAGGGAAGGUACGUGGGCCAGCCAGGAACAUUCGGGGAGGAGGGAGGAAUCCACCGGCGUCACUGGGGCCUAGAGUUCAGCCCCGAGCACUCGGCAGCUGCCCUUCCUCCCCGGACACGACCCUCUGCGGCCCGAGGCCUCCUGCCCCUGUGUCUGGACGGGGGGUUCACACUCAGCAGCUCGUGCUGCCUAGCAGGUAGGCUGAGAGGGGCGAAGCCGCCCGAGGUUCGGCCGUCUGGUGGGAAUCGGGCACUCCCAGCGGGGCUGGGGGGGUCUUUGGCAGGCUCAGCCUGGCUGGGCAAGUGGAGCAGGCAGCUGGGAGCGGGAGCGUUAGGUGACCCAGCCAGGCAGGUUGCAGCCCUUUUGAGAAGCAGGGCUGGGCUGGGCCGGGCGUGAGCGAGCGGCGCGGGUGCGCACAGGGCACAGAAGUGGCCCUGCAGAGAGCAGCCAGGCCCAGGUCCCGUGGUGCACGGCGCUGGGAGAAGUCAGGGCUCACGUGACUGAGACUCCAUGUGUCGAGUCAGGCCCUUGCUAGCAGCGCUGACCAGGGAAGUGGCCCGGGGUAAACCCAUAGGGCCCACUGGUGCCAUCCGGCCCCGAGCCUGUUCACAGCCGGGGAGGAGCACGUUGUGGGCAGCCCAGUGUUAAUGCUGCAGCCCCGGUGCCAGCUGGGUGCGAAAGCAGCAGUGCCCAUUCCCCAGGCUGUUCAAUCCCAGUCACCACCUUGCAUAGCCCAGCUUUUAGCCCGACCAGCUCGCUUCCUCUCUGGCCCACACGUUCCCAGCGACAGGCCUGGUGUGUUUGUCUCUCACCGCCCGGUUGGUUCCCCCCCAGCACUCCCUGGCUGCCCCUCGGUGCCCACCUGAAUCCUUGCCCCCCACCUGCCCAGAACAGCUGGGCCGCAUGCACCUGCCGUGCUCAAUAGGGUUGCACCCCGUGGCUGGGAGCCAGAGCGCCCUCCCGGAGAGAGCGGACGCUUCCUGGAGCCCGGCAAGGACUGAGUGUGACUGCAGGGCUUGCCGGAGCACUUUGCAGAGCACGUGGAAGGCACAAGGACUGUAGCGUUCAAAGCCCUCCGAGAGGAGCGUGUCCACCCUGCGAAACUCCCCUCGCCCUCCCCUGCUCUUCUCACCCAGGAACUUACCAGGCUGACCUCGCCUUAGGCGCCAGCGGCCUCGUUUGUGGUUUGUUUUCUGUCACGCCGCCAGCGGCCCGGCGCUUGUGCCACCCGCCCAGCUGGGGGCACCGACCGCUGCCUGUCGGCUCAAAGCGCUUUCGCAAGCGAUGCAGCCGCCUUCGGGGAGGGCCGCAGCAGCUGUACAAGCGUGCACGGGGCGGGCCAGGCCGGGGCGAAGGGAUCCAGUGGGACCUGGAGGGGCGCUGCAGGUAGGUAAGGCUGAUCGUGUGCAAACUGGAAUGUGGCUAGCCCAGGCGGCCUGUCUCUCGCUACAAACAUAGUGCCAUGGAAGAUUUUGCAUUGCUCAGCGUCAGGAGAGCUGACAUUGGCAUAAGAUCAUUUAUCCCGGGUAACUGGGGCCGGGCAGCGUAUUGAUUCCAUGCACAGAGAGUCCCACUUUCCACCAAGCAAGCAAGCGUCCGUCGUCCUUUGCAGUUGUUUGUAUUUUUCCUCUUGAAAAUGGUAAACUGUGUUUUCAUGCUGCUAUAUUAUUUGUAAUAAUUUGGGGGGGUCCCUUUUAGGUCAAAAUUAAAAACAACCCUCCCCCUGCCAAAUCCAAUGCACCCAUCUCUGUGUUUAGAAAAAAGCCAAGUGCAGCCCCGUGCCAGGCGAUUGUCUUAAUGAACUAGGAGGACUGUCUCUGCAGUGACCGUCUAGCUGCCCCCUACGGCGCGGGGGCUCGGAAGGGACGCCACGCCGCAUCUUCCGCUCCACACUGCAGCCAUUCCAAUGAGAGGCCUUGGGGGGAUUUUAAAAAUAAAAUAAAAAAAACCUUCCUCCAGUUUAUGCAUCGUUCUUACUUUAUGCAAAUAAUUGCUGUAAAGUUCUUUUUGUUUUCAUUUUGUGUGUGUAAAUAUUGUCUUUAAAUGUGUAACAUAUUACAAAGAAUUUAUAAGGAUUUUUUUAAGAAGUUUCGCUCAUUUGAAAAAACCCAGAAGAAAACCACCAAGUGCUGUAACCGUGUUGAAUUUUUAAAACCUUCCUGCAUGUGUCAUUUUUUUCCCUUGAUGUGUUGUAAAAGGUCAGCCAUGUAUAUGGAACUUGCAAAACUAAAAAAAACCACAAAAACCACCUGGUUUGGAACUAGCCCUCGCCGACGUACAGGUCUAUAUGUUGGCAAUAAAGCGGCGUAUUCAAGGAA
This is a messenger RNA of Chelonia mydas (Green sea turtle), 9736 nucleotides long. RefSeq names its product Rho GTPase activating protein 23 (gene ARHGAP23). The record is from RefSeq and is a predicted model, not a curated record. Gene Ontology annotation, molecular function: protein binding. Gene Ontology annotation, biological process: signal transduction. The coding region runs from base 515 to 5800 and encodes 1761 amino acids. The transcript is spliced from 24 exons. NCBI's taxonomy places the organism in Eukaryota, Metazoa, Chordata, Testudines, Cheloniidae.